CAAGAACCACAGAACCCCGACACUCUCUCUCGCUCACAAUCUCUCUUAAGUCUUAACCAAAGACUAAUCAUGAAUGCUUUGAGAAACCUAAGGAAGAACAUGGCGUCACUGUCGCUCUCGUCCAAGCGUGGUACCUCUUCAUCUUCAUCAAGCUCCUCGUCUGCCUUCGACUUGUCACCCAAAGAAAUUGAAAAGUACAGGGGCAUGACGAUAUUUGACAUAUCAUUACGUCUACAGAUAAACGGUCCUUUCCUUGUCGACGCAUACAAACUGGAUAACCAAGCUAACGACAUACUAAUGAAGGCGAGGGAGGCUGAAACAAAAUACAAAGCGUUCAUGAAGUUGGCUGAAGCAAACAAUAAUAAUGAGGAUUACAUUAGGUUGGCAAUCAAUGCAAAGAAUGAAAGUGAUGAUCUUCUUAAAGUCAGGGAGGAGAAGAUGCGAAAGGCUGACGAAAUUAGGAACUUCAAGGCUAGUAUUCCCGGAAGGUCGAGGGCAAUAUUUCGCAUGUUAGGUCUAUGUUUUAAGUGUUUCACAAGCAAUUUGAAGUAUGCUUCUGCCCCGUAUUAAUAUAUAUAUAUAUUACCAAGAACAUUAUUCACAUCAAGUAAUUUUUGUUCUUGAUUCUUUAGAAUCUGAAUUAAACAUGUUUUCUGACA
Molecule: messenger RNA, 659 nt
Organism: Arabidopsis arenosa
Lineage: Eukaryota; Viridiplantae; Streptophyta; Magnoliopsida; Brassicales; Brassicaceae
Source: the annotation of a GenBank genome assembly